UAUUUUGCUUAAAUUUACUACAGUUCUCUCCUUUUCGACGGGUUGUAACUCUCUCUCUCGUGCUGUUGCCCUCUGUUCUUGCGAAAACUUCGCCUUCCGGCAAUAAGAUGAGAUUGACCUUUUGUUCAUCAUGCUUGUAGGCUGCCUAUAAUGGAGUCUGAUACCACGCCCCUUUCUGCACCCGAGGUGCCAGCCGAAACUGUCAAGACUGAUGACAACGCUACCACUUUGCCUCCCACGCCCGUUGAUGGCUCGCCGUCCCGAGAUGCACUAAGGCCGUCCGACACUGAUUCUAACGACAAUGCAGAAGCAAAAGUAGAGGAGCUUACUGCCACUCUCCCGCCAGAACAACCCUCUCCCACGAUAGCAUCCGCUGAGCCUUCAGACCCUUUGAACAACAUCACCGUAACAACUCCCUCUGAACCUAAAGCUGAGCGUGCUGAACCUGAACUUUCCGCAUGUUCUGUUCCUCCCGUUACCUCUACUCCCACCUCAUCACCUAGCUUGAAACCUCACGAGGGGGAUUGCACCCCUCCAGAAAACAAAGAUGAGAGAUCAGCUGAAGGCCACUCUGUGGCCGAAUCUGUCUCAUCGGCUACCACUGUCGCAGCUACCACCAUUGGGGUCACUGAGGACAAGCGGUCGCCGACGGUAAAUGGUACGGCAGGGACGACGCCUACAUCGUCGCCUUCCAGAGCGGAGGUAAUCAACACUUCAUCAGAAGGGAAACAGCUUGUUGUCGACCCACCCCACCCCCACCUCCACCACCUCGAAAGUCAGCGACCCCGGCCUCACUGAAAAAUGAGCCUGCUGUGUCCACUCAAGACCAGAAAGUUGCCGCGGUUUUGGAAAUUAACGCGGAACUGUUGAAGUACGCAUCUUAACUUAUCAUCG
Messenger RNA from Cantharellus anzutake, 894 nucleotides. RefSeq lists its product as uncharacterized. NCBI's taxonomy places the organism in Eukaryota, Fungi, Basidiomycota, Agaricomycetes, Cantharellales, Hydnaceae. The transcript has a single exon. The record is from RefSeq and is a predicted model, not a curated record. Bases 151 to 798 code for a protein of 215 amino acids.